This is a messenger RNA of Drosophila montana, 1914 nucleotides long. RefSeq names its product platelet glycoprotein V. Gene Ontology annotation, molecular function: protein binding. The record is from RefSeq and is a predicted model, not a curated record. Lineage: Eukaryota; Metazoa; Arthropoda; Insecta; Diptera; Drosophilidae. The coding region runs from base 16 to 1839 and encodes 607 amino acids. The transcript is spliced from 5 exons.
CUAUAGUCGGCAAACAUGUCGCUCAUUUGGAUAUUCCUAUGGACUUGGCUGCUGCUGAUCCUCACGCUGGAGGCGCAUUCUCAGACGGACAGUCAGAGCCUGGACGAGUUCCGGGCGAGGUAUCUGCAGCCCUUGCUCUCGGCGGGCACGCGCAACUGUACGCUGAAUGCGUGCGAGACGCUGCGGAUCAUAACGCAGCUGCUGAUGCUGAUCAAGGCGCUGCCCAAUGGAACGCUCAGCACGCUGAUGGCUGCGGCGCCCCUGGAGACGGCCAGGCGCAGGACGCAGAGCAGGGAACCAGCCGGAGAAGCCAGCGCCAUUUUCAAUCCAGCCGAGUUCGAUAAGCGCGUGCGGCAAAUCGAGAGCCGGCUGCGCUCCGUGGAGCAGCCCGUUUGGCAUUUGGCCAGCGGCGGCGAGCUGGAGUGGAAUCAUUGCACGUCCGGCGUGUGCCGCUGCAAUCCGGACACCAAGAGCUUCAACUGCUGGAACACGAACUUGAAGACCGUGCCCGUCAGCCAGGUGAUACCCAUGAAUAUGGUUGCGAUCGAUUUGUCGCGCAAUUCGCUCUCCACGCUGCACAAGGACACAUUCCGCGGAUUGACGCUGCUCAAGGAACUGGACAUAUCGAACAAUCAGCUCGACUUUCUGCCCUUCGAUCUGUUCCGGGAUCUGGACAGCCUGCUGCAGCUUCGCAUCCAGAACAACCAGCUGGAGGACAUUGAUGCGCGCACCUUUUGGAAACUGCGCAACCUUAAUCUGCUCGAUCUGCACAAGAACGCGAUCUCGUUGCUGCCGGAGUCGCUUUUCUAUCACGCCCAACGCCUGACCGUGAUCAAUUUGUGCGACAAUCAAAUCAAGAACUUUCCGCCGAAUCUGCUGCGCGACCAGCUGAUGCUCGAGGAGCUGGACAUGUCGCACAACCGGAUCGAGCAGCUCGUCUCGGGCAGCAUGCGUCAGCAGACCAAGCUGAAAGCCCUCGACUUUGGCUGGAAUCAAAUUGCCAAGAUCGAGGACGACUUCUUUGAGGGCCUGAAGAGUCUGCGCACUCUGAAUCUGUACAACAAUCGCAUCAGCUCCAUUUCGGCGACCACGUUCAAUAAUCUCGUCAAUCUGAUCACGCUCGAUCUCACCAUGAAUCGCAUCAGCCAUAUUCAUGGACAUGCCUUUGCGGAGCUGAAGAACCUUAAUGAGCUGCUGCUCGGCCAGAAUUCCUUGUCCAGCAUUCCGGCUGAUUUGUUCCUUCGGGUCGGCGCACUCACCCGGCUGACGCUCUUCUCGAACAACCUGACCACGCUGGAGGCCAACGAUUUUCAGGGCCUCGCCAGCCUCAAAAUCCUCAUGCUCAACAACAACAUACUCAAGCACUUUGAUGCGCGCGCCUUCGCGCCGCUCACCCAGCUGGAGAAACUCCGCAUCGACUCCAACAAGCUGAUGUAUCUGCCGCAUGGCGCCUUGCACGGCCUGGACAAGCUGCUGGCCGUCAAGCUGGACAAGAAUCCCUGGCACUGCGACUGUCGCGCCUUGUACUUGGCGCGCUGGAUACGGGAGUUUGUCGUCAAGCUCUGGGAUGGCCAGCAGCCGAUGUGCCGUGGGCCUGGGGAUCUCGGCGGGCACGAGGUGGGCCUGCUGCGCUACGACGAUCUUUGCGAUGGACAGUGGGCGAGCAUGUUGUCGCUGUCGCCGCGGCUUCCGGUGCGCACACAUCGCAUUUCCACGCCGAUGAACUAUACCGACUAUUUCAAUUUGUACUUGAAGCAUAUCUAUAAUUCCACCACGGACGAGCAGCUCAAGGAGGCGGAAAUAACCAGCGUGGCCAUUAAGAAGGUUCACCUCGACUAAAUGGGCCCACAAAAAAACUGCAAAAGUAAAGAAAUCCAAUAAGAUAUAGUUAUUAGACAGGGCAUCAUUUAAAUG